UCAUAUGCCGACUCCUUUUUUUUUUUCCGACGGACUCCGGGUGAGUUCGCGCUUCGCCGGUUGCCAAGUAACGGGAGGAAAGCGCGCGCUGGAGAGGAAGAGGAGCCGCGUUCUGGCGGCCGUAGCUCCCAGCUGCCUUCGGUGAAGUGUUUUGUUCAUGCCGGCUCUUCUCUUCUUGAAAGAAUUAAGUGCAUACUGUUAUAGAUGACUGUCUUUCUCUCUGAAAUGCACCUCUGGUCGGUGAAAAGCAUCUUAUAUGUUGAAGACAAAGAUAUUGGUGUCUAUCAGUACCAUGAAAAGAAGGAACCAGAGCCACAAAUGAAAGUUGGAUAUUUAUAUGAGAAACAACAAUUAGCAGAAUCUCGAAAUUAUCCUUGGGUACUUAAGAACAAACGUCCAGAAAAGCUUCGAGAUACACUUAAGGAGCUAGAGGAACUGAUGCAAAAUAGUCAGUGUGUACUGAGUAAAUGGAAGAGCAAAGAUGUCUGUCAGCUUCUCUUCCCUUCAGGUAUACUGGUGUCUCUAAACCUUUCUGGACCACAGCUGGAACAAGUGGUGAUUGACAGAACCCUGAUGGGAAAGUUCAUCUCUAACACUAUCAGUGAUGCUGUGCUUACUGAUACUUUUAUGAUCUUUUCAUUUUGGGAACAAAGCAAACUCUGUUUCAUUCAACUCUCAAAAAAAGCAAAUUCUCCAGACGUAAACAAAAGACUUGAAAAGCUCUCAAACUUCGAUUUUAAGGUAUCUUACAUUGAUAUACCAGGACUAGGAAGCAGAAGGAUGAAGCGUCAUUUGACAAUAAAUAACAUACAGAAUAUGGUUAUUUGCUGGUGGUCUGCUGCAAAGGAUGAACUUUGGCCUUGGUCCCCAGUGUCUAGCAAAAGAGAGAGAGCCAACUUGCUACUCCUGAAAUAUGAACAUGGCAACUUAGAGAUUCUGGGUUCUAUUCAUACAGAUGGGGAUCCACUUGAUGUCCGAUUUAGUAUGCGCAAUCCACAUCAGAUUCAUACUGUAGAACAAUCUGCGAGUGCAGACCAAAAGCCCAUGGUUGACAGCUGCAUUUAUGAAUAUGUUAGGAAUAAAAUUCAUUGUGUGGCAAUCACCAAAAUACCAUUAACAUCCAAGGCCAUCAGCUGUUGCAGGAAUAUUACAGAAGACAAACUAGUUCUGGGUUGUGAAGAUUCUUCAAUAGUUCUAUAUGAAGCCUACCGUCAAGUAACUCUGAUAACAGAAGCAAAGCUGCUACCUGCCUUAAUGUGUUGCCACCCUAGUGCUGCCAUAAUUCUUACUGGUAAUUCUCAAGGAGAACUACAGUUAUUUGACAUGGCACUGUCUCCAAUUAAAAUGCAGUUUUUAGCUGAAGACUUUUCACCAAAAUCGACUCUACAAUUCAGUGAAAAAUUUCAGAUAUCCAGCAGUCUAAUUCAAAUUCAAUGGGCUAUCCCACAAAAUUCUUCUCAGGACAUAGAUGUUUUGGAUAUACAUGAUCUUCUAUUAUUUAGAUUUGACAGAGGACCCGUUGGAGUGCUUCAUUUCAAAACCGGUGUCAUCCCAAGAGGACAGCUUGGCCUUGUAGAAAUCAUCCAGGAAUAUAUUCAUCAAGAUGAGAUAUGUGAGGCAAUUAACAUUUUAAAUGGCAUGAACUGGAAUACAGUGGGUCAUCACUGUUAUGUAAGCCUAUGUGCCAUAACAAACUAUCUGCUUCGACAAAAGCUGACACACGUUAGAGAAGCACAGCUGGAGGCAACUCUUGGGACAUUUUAUGCACCAACCCGACCUUUGUCUGAGACAACUGUUUUGGGAUACAGGGACCAGAUCAGUAGAUAUGCACGAAGGUUCUUCCACCAUCUGCUCAGGCACCAAAGAUUUGAAAAGGCCUUUCUGUUAGCAGUUGAUAUAGGUGCCCAUGACUUAUUUAUGGACAUCCAUUACUUUGCACUAGAUAAGGGUGAAUUGGCACUAGCUGAAGUGGCAAAGAAAAAAGCUAACAACAUUGACACAGAAUCAAUAACUACUGGAGUUGAGAUUCCAAGAUAUAAAAACAAAGAAGAUAAUUUAAAAGAACCUGUCGUGGACCUGUGUAUGACACAAGAACAGAAAUUUGAAGGCAGUUUCCCACCAUGCAGUAUGACAUGCAACAGCUCUACAAGUGAAGUAAACAAAAGGGAAUGCGAGUUUUUGACAGACUUUUGUACUAAACUUGAAAUGGACAAAACUGCAUGUCAAACAGAAAUUUUUCAGGAAGUGCAUGAGGAAGAGGAAAUUGGAGGAAAGAGCUCUAUCAAAGUAGUGCAUUUUGGUCUGGUAUAAACCAGAAAUAUUGAUGCAUAGUAAGAAAAUUAAAGUCCUACAGAUCAUUUGCUGUGAAAAACAAGAAGCUUUCAACUAACAUAAGAUUCUGAAAUCAUGUUCAAAUAAUUCACUAGUAUAUAUUAACUUCUUGCAUAAAUGGUUAAAUCAAGGGGAAUUAAAUGUGCUCAGCUCUGCCUGAAUCUUACGAUUUUUAGGUCAGUCAUAUAAUUCAUUUACCAACAGCAAGGGGCCUUGUUUCUACUGCAUUUUGUAUGCUCCUAGAGCAACAUAUGUGAUGACUAAUCACCAUUAUUAACAUUAUAUAUUUAGAAUAUCAUAAUAAUUUUUUGCCCUAGGUGGAAAGUAUCUCAUGAACCUAUUUUAUAUUGAAGGAUUAUCAAUACUUAUUGAUACUAUAAAGAGAUAAUAAACUAUUUUAAUAAUG
Messenger RNA from Pseudonaja textilis, 2737 nucleotides. RefSeq names its product WD repeat containing planar cell polarity effector (gene WDPCP). Gene Ontology annotation, cellular component: axonemal basal plate. NCBI's taxonomy places the organism in Eukaryota, Metazoa, Chordata, Lepidosauria, Squamata, Elapidae. Gene Ontology annotation, biological process: nervous system development; establishment of protein localization; cilium organization. The record is from RefSeq and is a predicted model, not a curated record. Gene Ontology annotation, molecular function: protein binding.